Messenger RNA from Anas platyrhynchos (mallard), 1219 nucleotides. RefSeq names its product retinol dehydrogenase 7-like. Gene Ontology annotation, biological process: steroid metabolic process. The record is from RefSeq and is a predicted model, not a curated record. Gene Ontology annotation, cellular component: intracellular membrane-bounded organelle. NCBI's taxonomy places the organism in Eukaryota, Metazoa, Chordata, Aves, Anseriformes, Anatidae. Gene Ontology annotation, molecular function: oxidoreductase activity.
UGCCCGGUCCCGGGGGUCCAAGGUCGGUGUGGGCCUGACCCAGUGCUUGCGGCUGCAGCAGCGCCUUCCCCGCUCACCCCCCGAGCGGCCCCGCUGUGCUCGCUGGGCCCUGAACUCCUGCCCGGGAUGGGGCCGUGGCUGUGGCUGUGGCUGGUGGCGGUGCUGGCGGGGCUGUUGUGGCUGCGGCGCUGGCACCGGGAGCGUCAGACGGUGCCCGGCCUCUCGGAGAAGUUCGUGCUGAUCACGGGCUGCGACUCGGGCUUCGGCAGCCUGCUGGCACGGCAGCUGGACGCGCGGGGGCUGCGGGUGCUGGCGGGCUGCCUGACGGAGCCGGGGGCCGCCAAGCUGCGGGCAGCCACCUCGCAGCGCCUGCAGACCGUCCUCCUGGACGUCACCUCCAGCGCCAGCAUCGCCGCCGCCACCGCCUGGGUGCGGGAGCGCGUGGGUGACCGAGGGCUCUGGGGGCUGGUGAACAACGCCGGGAUCUUCCACCCGGUUGGCCCCAACGAGUGGCUGAGCAAGGACGACUUCGUCAAGGUGCUGGAUGUCAACCUGGUCGGCCUCAUCGAGGUGACGCUGAGCUUCCUGCCCCUGGUGCGCAGAGCCCGGGGCCGCGUGGUCAACGUGGCCAGCAUGGUGGGGCGCAUCGCCCUGGUGGGAGGGGGGUACUGCCCCUCCAAGUACGGCGUGGAGGCCUUCUCCGACAGCCUCAGGCGCGAGCUCCUGGAUUUCGGGGUGAAGGUGUCCAUCAUUGAGCCUGGCUGCUUCGGGACCAACAUCCUGGACUCUGCCGAGGCGAAGCAGAGCAUCGUGCGGGCGUGGGACCGCGCGCCCAGCGAGGUCAAGCAGGAGUACGGGCAGCAGUACUUCCAGGCCUACAACAGCAAUUUUCAGCGUUUCAUCACCACAGCCAACCCCAAGCUCUCCCUCGUCACCAACGCCAUGGAGCACGCGCUGACGGCCGAGUACCCGCGCACUCGCUACGGGUGCGGGCUGGACGCCAGGCUCUUCUACAUCCCCCUGUCCUACCUGCCCAGCGCCUGGGCUGACCGCCUGCUCGCCACCAGGAGCACCUAGCAGUGCGCUAAGGGCACAGCCGGUGCCCGGCACGGUGCUGCUCGUGGCCCCCCCCGGUAUCAGGCGUGUGCCCCGGGCCCCGCUGGCUCCAGUCGGUUGUUGACGGUUGCACCCAUUUCAUAGAAAGCAACACUGCCCCGAG